AUGACCUACCGUCGAGAUUCAACCUUCUACUGUCCGUACGGACAAUUGGUACAGCGAGAUAAUGGAACAGAUUUGCCGGAGAUCCUGAAACUGCGCUUGUUGCGACGGCCGAAACUAGUUUCUUGGGUAGUCAGCAAAUGCAAUACCCAUUCCGGCCGCGAGAGGUAUGUCAAAGAGUUGAGCAAGUACUUGCAGAUAGACAUAUACGGAAAAUGUGGUCGUCUGAUCUUGAAGCGGUCAAGAAGCUGGGAAAUCAGAUAUCUUGGUGCCAAGUACAAAUUUCGGAUCACGUUCGAAAACAGCGUCUGCGAAGAUUACUUUACCGAGCGGUUUUUUGACUCUUUAUUAAGCUAUACUGUUCCAAUCGUUCUUAGACGAACCGAUUAUGAGAAAAUAGCACCGGGGUCGAGCUUCAUUGCGAUCGACGACUUCCGAAACGUCCGGCAGCUCGCCGAGUAUAUCAGAUAUCUCGAUCUACACGACGAAGAGUAUCUGCGUUAUUUCGAAUGGCAGAAAACGAAGGCAGUUGAAAUGCGGAAUAUCUGUUUUUGUGACCUUUGCGCGGCGCUGCAUGAAAAGAAAAAAAUCGUUGAAACCGGAAGCGAGCUGCAACACUUUCAUGCCUGGUGGCACAUUGGAAAUAAGUGUAUCCCAAAAUUUGUUUCUUCUUACAUGUAG
Molecule: messenger RNA, 678 nt
Organism: Soboliphyme baturini
Lineage: Eukaryota; Metazoa; Nematoda; Enoplea; Dioctophymatida; Soboliphymatidae
Source: the annotation of a GenBank genome assembly